AUGCUGCCUCCAAAGCACUUGUCUGCCACCAAACCUAAGAAGUCCUGGGUCCCAAAUCUGUAUGAGCUAGACUUUGACUUGACUAAGGAGCCGGAUGUCAUCAUAGAAGGCCCAACUGACUCUGAAUUCUUUCAUCAGAGGUUUCGGAACUUAAUCUAUGUUGAAUUUGUUGGGCCUCGGAAGACCCUGAUCAAACUCCGAAACCUCUGCCUCAAUUGGUUGCAGCCGGAGACUCGCACCAAGGAGGAGAUCAUCGAGCUCUUGGUCCUUGAGCAGUUCCUGACCAUCAUCCCUGAAAAACUCAAGCCUUGGGUGCGAGCAAAAAAGCCAGAGAACUGCGAGAAACUCGUCAGUCUGCUAGAGAAUUACAAGGAAAUGUACCAGCCGGAAGACGACAGCAACAGUGACAUGACCAGUGACGAGGACAUGAACCAAGAUGGAAGAGAGUCCCCCCAACCUCGCGCAGUCCGUUCUUUCAGCAGUGACCGGGAUCAUGACCGCGACUGGACCAGGAGGGGCAGAAGCAGAGAUGUGGAGCCCCGAGACCGCUGGUCAUACACCAGGAACCCUAGAAGCAGGCUGCCUCAACGGGAUCUUUCCCUUCCUGUGAUGGCAAAAACAAGUUUUGAAAUGGAAAGAAAUGACAACAGGGACUCAAUGGACUAUGAAUCCCGAUCUCAGGAUGCUGAAUCAUACCAAAAUGUCGUAGACCUUGCUGAGGACAGGAAAACUCACAAGACAAUCCAGGACAACAUGGAGAACUACAGGAAGCUGCUCUCACUAGGGGUGCAGCUUGCUGAAGAUGACCGCCACUCCCACAUGACACAGGGCCACUCAUCCAGGUCCAAGAGAAGUGCCUACCCAAGCACCAGUCGAGGUCUGAAAACUAUGCCUGAAGCCAAAAAGUCAACCCACCGGCGGGGAAUUUGUGAAGAUGAAUCUUCCCAUGGGGUGAUAAUGGAAAAGUUCGACAAAGAUGUGUCACGCAGUUCCAAAUCAGGAAGAGCAAGGGAGCCAAGUGAUCGGGCGCAGAGAUUCCCCAGAACGUCAGAUGAUAAUUGGAAGGACGUUUCAUUAAAUAAGAGGGAGUCAGUGAUCCAGGAGAGGGGUUAUGAGGGGAAUGCAGUUAGGGGAGGCUUUAGGUUUAACUCAAACCUUGUUUCCAGAAACAGAGUUAUUGAGAGAAAGAGGCGCUAUCAUUUUGACACAGAUGAGAAGGGCUCAACUCAUAAUCAGAAAGGCUGUGCCAGAAAGAAGCCCUUUGAAUGUAGUAGUGAAAUGAGGAAAGCUAUGAGCAUGAGCAGCCUGAGCAGCCUGGGCUCUCCCUCCUUCACUGAUUCGCAGCCAGUUAUUGAUUUUGCGGCAAUGCCCUAUGUGUGUGAUGAGUGUGGGAGGUCGUUCAGUGUCAUCUCAGAGUUUGUCGAGCACCAGAUCAUGCAUACUAGAGAGAACCUCUAUGAGUAUGGCGAGUCCUUUAUUCACAGUGUGGCUGUCAGUGAGGUCCAGAGAAAUCAGGCUGGAGGGAAACGCUUUGAGUGUAAGGAGUGUGGGGAGACCUUCAAUAAGAGCGCCGCCUUGGCUGAACACCGAAAAAUUCAUGCUAGAGAGUAUCAUGCAGAAUGUAGGGAUCAGGAGUAUGAGGAGACCUUCAUGCCUAGCCCGACCUACAGCGAGCUUCAGAAAAUAUAUGGCAAAGACAAAUUCUAUGCGUGCAGGGUGUGUAAGGAAACCUUCCUUCAUAGUUCUGCCCUGAUUGAGCACCAGAAAAUCCACUUUGGUGAUGACAGAGAUAAUGAGCGCGAUCGCGAGCGGGAGCGCGAAUGGGAGCGCGAGCGCGAACGCGAACGGGAGCGCGAACGCGAACGUGAACGCGAACGGGAGCGCGAACGCGAACGGGAGCGCGAACGCGAGCGCGAGCAAGCCUUUAUGUCUAGUUCAACCUUUAACGAGUUUCAGAAAAUGUAUGGUAAAGAGAAAAUCUAUGAAUGUAAGGUGUGUGGGGAGACCUUCCUUCAUAGCUCAUCCCUGAAAGAACAUCAGAAAAUCCAUACUAGAGGAAACCCAUUUGAAAAUAACGGUAAAGUGUGUGAGGAAACCUUUAUUCCUGGUCAGUCCUUUAAAAGACGUCAGAAAACUUACACUAAGGAGAAGCUGUACGACUUUAAUGAUGGUAGGGAUGCUUUUAUGCAGAGCUCAGACUUCAGUGAGCAUCAGAAAAUUCAUCCUCAAAAGAACCUCUUUGAAGGCAAAGGGUACGAGAAAUCUGUCAUUCAUAGUGUACCCUUCACUGAAUCUCAGAAGAGUCAUACUAUAACAAGACCACCUGAAAAUGAAGAGGAGGAGAAGGAGUUCACCAUCAGUUCUAACCCCAAUGAAAACCAGAAGUUUCCUACUAAAGAAAAUGUCUAUGAGGGGAAACCAUAUGAGAGGUCUGUUAUUCAUAGCUUAGCCUCUACUGAAGCUCAGAAAAGUCCCAGUGCAGCGGGGCCCAUUAAACCCAAAGUGAUUGCAGAGUCUACCAUCCAGAGCUCGGAUGUUAUUAACCAUCAGAACGUCCGUGUUGGAGGGAACACCUGUGAAGGAAUGGAAUACAAGAGGUCUGUUAUUCAUAGCUUAGCAGCUCCCAAACCUCUGAAAAUUCACAAUGGAAAUGAGCUGGUUGAAUGUAAUGAGAAGGGAGAAUCCUCCAUUUAUAUCUCAGACCUUAAUGAUGAGCAACAGAAGAUUCCUGCCAAAGAGAAGCCUUACGAAGAAGGUAAGACUAACAACUACGAGGACUCUGUUAUACAGAAUGUAUCUCAUGCCAAACCUCAAAAAAGUAUUACUGGAGAGGGAUCUGGUGAAGUUAAGAAGGAUGGUGAAUUCUCUGUUCCCAGUUCGAAUGUUCGUACAUACCAGAAGGCUCGUGCUAAAAAGAAGUACAUUGAGCAUAGAAGCAAUGAAACCUCUGUAAUUCACUCUCCACCUUUUGGCAAACAGCACACCGUUCACCCUAGAGAGAAGCUCUAUGAAUGUCAGGAGUGUGGGGAGUCCUUUGCAUAUAGCUAUGACCUCACUGAGCACCAGAAGAUUCAUGACAGAGAGGAGUCUUCUGGAAGUAGAACCUAUGAGCUAUCUGUCAUUCGCAGCUUGGCCCCUACUGACCCUCAGACAAGUUAUGCCCAAGAGCAAUACGCUAAGGAACAGGCACGCAUUAAAUGUAUGGAGUUCAGGCAACGCUUUGCUACUAGUGAAGACCUCAACACACAUCAUAAAACCUAUACCCAAGAGCAGUCCCAUGGUGAGGAGACCCAAGGCAAGGACACCCAUGGCAAGAAGACUCAUGACGAGGAGACUCAUGGAGAAGAGACUCAUGGUGAGAAGAUUCAUAGUGAAGAAACACAUGGCAAUGACAUUCCUGGUAAGGACACUCAUGGUGAGGAGACUCGUGGUGAAGAGACUCGUGGUGAAGAGACCCGUGAUGAGGAGAUCCGUGGUGAAGAGACCCGUGGCAAGGAGACCCAUGAUGAAGAGACCCGUGGCGAGGAGACCCAUGGUGAAGAGGCCCGUGGUAAGGAGACCCAUGGCAAGGAGACCCACAGUGAGGAGAUCCAUGGCCAGGGGAUGAUUGAAGACUCUGUCAUUCAGGGCUCAGACCUGGCUGAACCUCAGAUGGAAGACCCUGAUGACACAAUCUAUGAGUGUCAGGACUGUGGGCUGGGCUUUGUGGAUCUCACAGACCUCACAGACCAUCAGAAAGUCCACAGCAGGAAGUGCAUCGUUGACACUCGUGAGUACACACAUUCUGUAAUUCACACCCAUUCCAUCAGCGAAUAUCAGAGAGAUUACACUGGAGAGCAGCUGUAUGAAUGCCCAAAGUGUGGGGAAUCUUUUAUUCAUAGCUCAUUCCUUUUCGAGCAUCAGAGAAUCCAUGAACAAGACCAGUUGUAUUCCAUGAAGGGGUGUGAUGAUGGUUUUAUUGCCCUCUUGCCAAUGAAGCCACGGAGGAAUCGUGCUGCAGAAAGGAAUCCUGCCCUUGCUGGAUCAGCCAUUCGAUGCCUUCUGUGUGGGCAAGGCUUCAUUCACAGCUCUGCCCUUAAUGAGCAUAUGCGACUUCAUAGGGAAGAUGAGUUACUGGAGCAGAGCCGGUUGGCUGAGGAAGUUAUCAUUCCAGGCUUAGUCCUCACUGAGUUUCAGAGAAGUCAAACUGAAGAGAGACUCUUUGAAUGUGCAAUAUGUGGAGAAUCCUUCGCUGAUGCAGCAGACCUUGCGGAUCAUGUAAGUGUUCAUAAGAAUGAGCCUUAUGAGUAUGGGUCCGCCUAUACUCAUACCUCAUUUCUUACUGAGCCCCUCCAUGGAGCUAUACCAUUCUAUGAAUGCAAGGAUUGUGGCAAAUCCUUUAUUCAUAGCACAGUCCUCACUAGGCAUAAGGAGCUUCAUCUUGAAGAAGAAGAAGAUUCAGCAGCAGCAGCAGCAGCCCAAGAAGUUGAGGUCAAUGUCCUUGUUCCACAAGAAGUUCUGCAGAUUCAGGGCUCAAAUAUAGAGGCUGCCCAGCCAGAAUUGGAGGCUGCUGAGCCCGAGGUGGAGGUUGCUGAGCCUGAGGUGGAGGCUGCCGAGCCAAAUGGCGAGGCGGAAGGGCCAGAUGGAGAGGCUGCAGAGCCGAAUGGAGAGGCCGAACAGCCGAAUGGAGAGGCUGAACAACCAAACGGGGAUGCUGAUGAACCAGAUGGUGCAGGGAUCGAAGACCCAGAAGAAAGAGCUGAAGAGCCAGAGGGAAAAGAUGAAGAGCAGGAGGGAGAUGCCGAUGAACCUGAUGGUGCAGGGAUCGAAGACCCAGAAGAAGAAGGUGAAGAUCAAGAGAUUGAGGUGGAAGAACCAUGCUAUGACUGCCAUGAAUGCACAGAAACCUUCACUUCUGGUGCAGCGUUCGGUGAGCACCUGAAAGCUCAUGCUAGCAUAAUCAUAUUUGAGCCUCCCAGGGCCUUUGGGGAGUGCUCGGGCUACAUCGAAUGUGCCAGCACCAGCACAGGUGGUGCUGAUCAGGCUGAUGAGAAGUACUUCAGAUGCGAUGUCUGCGGGCAGCUCUUCACUGACCGCCUGUCCCUUGCCAGACACCAGAACACCCAUACCGGCUGAGAGCAUGGGAGUAAAAGUUGGAAAACCUUCCCCUAGGACAUGGUUCUUAACCAAACUAUGGAAAAUUCAGACCAACCCUUGGUAGUGCCAGUAGCAAACUUACCGUAACAUGUAUACACCUGACUUAACAUCAGACAGCUCAGACUGAGAAGAGACUGAAUGUGGACACUCUUUCAGUAUUAGUCUCUGCAUCAGACAUCAGUGUCUACAUGUGGAACAGCCACAGCAAACACCUUAUCUUUCAUACAAAUAACCAGAGUGAGGGAAAAACCCCAUAAGUAUUUGAGACUAAAAUGAUUGCCCCAAUCAACUGUAAAUGACAUGCCUGUGAACUAUAUAUAAUAUUUCCUGAGGUGUACAUAAAAUACCAAAUCGUAGCAAAGCAGUGAUCAUAUAUUUGGAUUUAAUAUGAUAUACAGUUACAGUUUACUGUGCAGAGGUACCUUACUUGGUACUCUUUGAUUUUUCUUUUUUUGGAGGAGGAAGAGAGCAACAAAUUAGAAUAUAUUUGUAAGUGUCUUAGAUUCUGAGAAAGAUUGAUUGUGCGUUAUUUGAACCCCGUCAGUAUCCUUCUGGGUAAUUGUAUUUGUUCCUUACUCUUAAAUAGUCUUGUGAAGGUACAGGCAUGAAAGAUAACAUGCCUUUUACUCUUUGCUGUUUGAAAAGAGAAGUUCUUUUACCUUCUUUCUGCAGCCAUUUUGUCUGCACCAACACUUUGGAACUUAAUGUUGUGUAAGCUUUUACAAUAUGCAGAUUGGCCUUUUGUGACCCAAACAUGAUCGGUUGCCACAUUGUAUGUACCUUGCAGUGUUUCUCAUUUAAAAAUAUUACAAGUUUCAUUGUUUUUUUUUAAACCAACUCAACGUGUGUUCAAUAGUGAAUUCAUAAAACCUGAAGCUUUUCCCUGUAAAUCUUACGUCUUUGCCUUUAAAGAAUGGGUUGCAACCAUCACUAGAUCACAGUAGUGCCUAAUGAAGGUUGAGAACCGUAGGGGAGGCUCUCAUGCUGUAAAUAGGGAUGCAGGCUAACGACCUUUCAUCACUUCCUUUGUGCGCUUCCCUGCCUUAAGUGACAAGUAGCAAUGUGGCUUGGGUCCCCAUGCGUUAGUUUGUGCUGCCACAAGUCAGUUUGCAUCCUGGGUGCCCAGGAGCUAAUAUCCUUAGAUCCUUCUAUGGCUAAUUUUCCUCUUCUUUACCUGUCUUACCCUCUGACCCAAUGUUUUGCAUUUAAAAUAAAAAAAAAAAAAAAAGCUUUCUUUACAGUCCAACCCAAGCUGAACAUGGACUCAGGUUCCCCAGCAGCCUUAAUUUGUUUUGUUACCAUGUAGUCCUUCUCUUUUAGCCUUCAGUAUUUCUGAGCUGUCCAUUAGAGUGUUGUAUUUGUCUGAUCUCCUUCAGUUUUCCUCUUAAUCACAAGUUGAUCUCACAGCUUGCGGUCCCCACCCCCCUGCCCCACCCUGUGUCCUAUAAUAUGGACCACCUGUGCUCCUUUGCUUCCCUUCCGCUCGCAUAAUGGCUAUAUUAAGAAAUUUUUUGGCCAUGAGUUGGCUGGAAAAAAAAAUUUUAAAUUUAAAAAAACUUAAAAAAAUAAAAGAUCUGUACAUUAAGUGAGCAAAACAUAAGUGCAGAUCGUUAAAUACCCACUGGGGGAAAUGUGUCUGAAUCUUACUCUCCUAGAUCGGGAUUAGGGCUCAUGGGGAGCGUGUCAAAGCUGCAGGUAAUGCCAAAGUCUAGGGACGUUGCAGAGCUGACAGCAAGAAGCAAAAAUGAGUAAGCCAAAGAAGGGAGUCCUAAUACAUCACCAGAUCUAGGAAGGAGAGGAGACAGACAGAAGAAAACACCGGAGGCAGGAUUGGAAAGCUAGGUAGUGAGAAUGAAUUGAGGUGGUGUCCUGCGCAGUUUGAAGGAAGCUGCUUUCUUGGUGGCAUGGUGUAGGUGAGGGCCAGCUGCAUAGGAAGACCUGAGGUUGGAAUGGACAUCCUGGCACACUGAGGGAAGAGGAGUCUUGAGAUGGGACUCAGUGUUGAUGUUGGGGUGAACUUGAUGGGUUCGUUACUGUUCGAAGUGUUAAUCAGUAGGCUCUUUUCAGAAGGCAGUUGCCAAACGUCAGGGUGUCUGUUCCAACCUUAAGUUAGUGAAAAGUUAGUAACAACUUAAAUGAUAAACAAUAGGGCAAUGAUUAAGUAAAUGUAUCUGUGGACUCUUAUGCAGCUGUUUAAAAAUGAUAAUCAUGAAUUGUAGUAACGUGGAAAUAUAUUUACAGAAUAUUAAGUGGAGAGAGCAGGACACAAAAUUAUAUUUAUACUUUAAUUAUAACUGUUUAAAAAUGUAUGCUUAUAGUGAAAAGCUGUUGUGGUGGUGGUGGUGUUGUUGUAGGCUUAUAGUUGAGCAUUAUUUUCUUAAAUUCCUUAAUCUUUAUGGUAGUGUUACUAAAAUGUUUAUGAUCACAUUACCAUUGUGAACAUAAUUUGAACUCAUUAUCAAACACUUGGAAAAUACAGAAAAGUGGAGGAAAAAAAAUUUACAUCCCCCCAUCCAAAGACAGAUAUACUCUUCAAUAUCUUGUUUACUUUUGUUUCUGUGCACAGGUUUAUGAUUACAACUGUGUCAAAAUAUGUAUUCAAAAUAGCUAUUAUGUUACCUUUUUGGAAUUAUGGUUAAAUACUUUCAUCUUAAUUUUUUCAAAUUGUUCCUUAAAGUAGUGUCCGGAUAACAAAGUGUAUUAUGUAUGUCUCCAAUACAAACAUAAUACAUUCCUCAAAGGAAAAAUUAGGAAAUAACAGUAAAUUAGAAAAGAAAAAAUUCCCCCAUAUUCCCAGCACCCAACAACUACUGUUAACAUCUUGAUCUAUUUCCUCCAUCUUAUUUCAGUGCACAAGCUUGUGAUUAUAACAGUGUUAAAUAUGUAUACAUAAAGUCUAAUAUGAAAAGAAAUGUGGAAAAUAACUAAAAUAGUAUUGUCAUUGUGGGAUUAUGGUUAAAUAUUUUGUCUUAAAUUCAUUGAAUAAUCUUUGGUGUUUUGGUAAUAAAUUUUAUGUAUGUAUUUUUCCAUUACAAAUAUAAUACAUACUCAUAGAAAACUUUGGAAAUUCAGUAAAGUAGAAGAAGAAAAUUCACCCGUAUUCCCAACACCCGGCAACAACUGCUGUUAGCAACAUCUCGAUCUGUGCACCGGUCUGUGAUUAUUGGGGUGUUAAUGAUAAGUAUCCGUAAGUCCAAAGAUGGGAAGAAGGAUGGAAAACAACUAAGAAAUCGUGUGGUCGUUGUGGGAUAAUGGUUAUUUUGUCUCGAUUUCCUUGAGUGGUCUUCAUCAUUAUAGUGUUUUGGUAGUCCACCUUUAUUACAUAUAUUUCCAUUAUAUAUGAAGAUAUGAAGUAUGUGUUUAUUAUAGUAACUUUGAAGUACAGAAAUGUAGACGAGAAACUCACCCAUAUUUUCACCAUCCAAAGACUAUGGUUAACAUCUUGAUGUAUUUUCUUCAUCUUGUUUCUGUGCACAGGUUUUUGGUUUGUUAAUAUGGUUGUGGUCGUUCUAUCUAUCUGUAAUAGUGUCAACAAUAAAAAUAAAGUUAAAAAUAAAAUAUUU
Messenger RNA from Lemur catta (Ring-tailed lemur), 8699 nucleotides. RefSeq names its product paternally expressed 3 (gene PEG3). Gene Ontology annotation, cellular component: nucleus. The record is from RefSeq and is a predicted model, not a curated record. NCBI's taxonomy places the organism in Eukaryota, Metazoa, Chordata, Mammalia, Primates, Lemuridae. Gene Ontology annotation, molecular function: RNA polymerase II transcription regulatory region sequence-specific DNA binding; DNA-binding transcription factor activity, RNA polymerase II-specific. The transcript is spliced from 7 exons. Gene Ontology annotation, biological process: regulation of transcription by RNA polymerase II. The coding region runs from base 1 to 5115 and encodes 1704 amino acids.